AUGGAUCCUAUCAAAUAUUUCACAUUUUCUAUGAUUAUCUCUAUUUCAGGUAUUCGGGGAAUCCUCCUUAAUAGACGAAAUAUUCCUAUUAUGUCAAUGCCAAUUGAAUCAAUGUUAUUAGCUGUGAAUUCGAACUUUUUGGUAUUUUCUGUUUCUUCGGAUGAUAUGAUGGGUCAAUCAUUUGCUUCAUUGGUUCCAACGGUGGCAGCUGCGGAAUCUGCUAUUGGGUUAGCUAUUUUCGUUAUUACUUUCCGAGUCCGAGGGACUAUUGCUGUAGAAUCUAUUAAUAGCAUUCAAGGUUAA
Messenger RNA from Nicotiana tabacum (common tobacco), 303 nucleotides. Lineage: Eukaryota; Viridiplantae; Streptophyta; Magnoliopsida; Solanales; Solanaceae. The record is from the annotation of a RefSeq genome assembly.